Messenger RNA from Salvelinus fontinalis (brook trout), 8540 nucleotides. It is a transcript of the gene dlc1, whose product is annotated as DLC1 Rho GTPase activating protein. Bases 649 to 6606 code for a protein of 1985 amino acids. NCBI's taxonomy places the organism in Eukaryota, Metazoa, Chordata, Actinopteri, Salmoniformes, Salmonidae. Gene Ontology annotation, cellular component: membrane raft; focal adhesion. Gene Ontology annotation, molecular function: GTPase activator activity; protein binding; lipid binding. The record is from RefSeq and is a predicted model, not a curated record. Gene Ontology annotation, biological process: signal transduction; regulation of Rho protein signal transduction; actin cytoskeleton organization. The transcript has 18 exons.
CAGUCGUUCAGCGUCAGUGAAACCCCUAAUGUGAUCAAGAUGGAAGCUCAAGCUAUCUUUGGACUUUAUACCGCGCACCGGAUUUUCGGCUGGCUCCGGGGGCUCCCUGCUCUCUGCUCCCAAAAAGGGUAACGUCAGCGAUGGAUUUCAUUUGAAUCCGCAAACCCUGAGAGCAUUCCUCGGGACCUGGAACUAGGACCGACAUCUCAGGAAAAGGGGGAUUUGUUCCUUGAGAAAGGCUUGUAGGAUUGGAUUUGUCUCUCCCCUGACGUGGAUGGAUGGCUAACUCUUCAACCCCAUAGUGUUUAUCCUGUGUUAUCUUCUGUUAUUCAGUCUUAUGUUGCUACUGUGUGGGACUGGGACUGUACCCCUCUGUACUCUGGUGGAGUAUUGACAGUGAAGUAACUCAUCCAGGCAUGUUGUGUGAAGUGGCACAUGGAUUACGCUAAUUGAGUACAUUUCACUUCUGUGUGAGAAGUUGUAAGAAGUACACAGUGCCCUCCCUAACUCAAGGGCCAGUUGACGUCAGAGGAGGAAGUCACCCCGGGUCACCCUCCAUCCAACAACAGUCCUGAGGAUGCUUAAGGAAGCUCAAUAGAACUGCACUCUCUGGUCCGCCAUUUUGGUUCUACGUCUUUAAAGGGCUCUAUGGUUAGCAGUGGGAGUCCGCCCACCAUGCUUGUCGUCAUACGGAAAAGAAGUUGGGAGGAUCACGUGACUCACCGCUCCGGGUUACAGUACAGCUACGACGACCUGGACCUGGUCUGUUGCCAUGGUGUCAGCGGCGACGGGCCUCGGCUGGCAUCGGAGGGGUCCAAGCAGGGGCGCAGGGAACGAUGUGCCUCCAUGCCGGAGUGCUGUCACCGGCCACGCCCCGAUGGCCUCAACAAUGGGUCGGGUCACAGAUUGGAGUUUGUGACCUCGGUCAACGUGGAGGACAAUGGCGAUCACUCUGAGCCGGGGCACGUGAUGUCAGCAGGCGACUUUUAUUCAACUGUUGUCCCUCUGUUCCAGGCUGAGCUGGUAGACGGCUCUGAUGUGGCUGUUGAUGAUGAUGACCUCACCAGGAGGCUGACGGAGUCUGAACCUGGAGGAAUGCCGGACGCUGGUGUGGACUCAGUUGGCAUCCAAUCUCACUGUGACCUGGGCAGUGGGAUUCUUCAGCCAAAGCCAAACAUCAUCUGCACUGCAGACAGCGGUCAUGAGGAUGAAGAUGACAUUGAGGACGGCACCGAUGAUAACGAGCAUCCCAACGUUGUUGACGACCGCGUUGCAAUCAUUGUUCAAUCUGUCUCUGUUGACGAAGGACAAAGGGUCUCUAUCUGUCCGGACAAUGGAUUUUCACUGGCCUUUUCUGUUGGUGAGAAAACUGGCAGGCAUUCAGAACUCCUGGAGACAAUGGCCGACCAUACAGACGGUCAGGUUGGACUUCCAGAACCCUUAGUGGACACACAGACCCAGUCUCCUCAUACUGAAGUUGAACCACGAGAGGACCUCUCCACCUUGGAUGAAAGCAACAUUACUGACCCGGGUAAAAGAAAAGGAGGUAUACUGCCAGCGGCCAUUUUGGAUUCCUCAAACAAACCAGAGUACAAUAGUGAUGUAAUAUCAGAUGUUAACGUGGAGAUCUUGGAGGCUUCUGCUGCAGACGUUAUGGAAGGGGAGGCUAUGGGGGUAGACGUUGAGAGUAAAGCCUUAGAAUUGAAGGCGGAGGAUAGUGUUGAAGGUGCUGACGGAUUGAAUGUUCAGAGGAAAAUGUCUGAAAGUGGUGAUAAAUUUGAGCAGAUUCUGAGGGGGCAACAUGCUGUGUCAUUGGAUGGCAGACAAACAGAACAAGAGCGGCAUGAUAGCAUGAGGACUGAUGAUGGUUGUGAAAUAGCUCAGGACCAGACAGUGUUGAGAAAGGAGGAUGUUGACAUGGUGGACAUGGAAGGGACCCGAGGAGUGGAAAGGGCUCUGGACAUGUGCAGGGAGAAAACCCCUGAGGAUAAGGCAAGUGUGGAGUCUGUGCAUGCUUUGUGUGUCACAGUGCAACAUUCUGAGGACCUGGACAGACUCCCAUUAGCUGGACAGCAGAAUCUUGAAAGUUCCAAAAUGGACGGAAUACAGGACUGGACUAGCGUAGAGGACACGGAUUGUCCAAUGAUACAGGUGCAUUCUGAUAACCUCACAGUGGAGAAUACGAGUGGCGGCUUGGGGUCCAAAGACUCAACGUGUUCCGAAGAACUAACCUCGGCUGUAACAGCCCAAGGACAGCACAGCGAUGGUGGCUCAAAGCUGAACACCAUCCAUGAGAUGAACCAAUCUGAAGCAGAGGAUGACUCAGUCCUACUGGGGAGACAGGGGGCUUCGGACAUGGGUAUAUCCACCUCUCCAGCAGCCCGGCUGCCCAAUAUGGACACUCUCAGUCAACCAACUUGUCCUAAGGAGGCAAAUGAUCCCUUGCUGGAGAGAUGCCAUGGAAACCAAGCCCCUGUUAAACAAUUAGGUGAGUCACCUGUUUUAGAGGCAGCCGAAGGUCCGAAAGAACAGGACAGGCCCGGUGAUACACAAGCUGUAACGGAGGCGAUUGAGGAAGUAACGCAUUCAGGCAACCACGGCAACACUCACCUUGGCGACAAGGCUUCAGACGUGAAGCGAGAGGCCAGAUGCGGGGAUGACAAGGGGGAGGACCAUGUGGUGAAACUUCGCACUAGAAAGAGUUCUAGAGAGGAGCAGGAGCGUUCUCGUCUGGACUCCAUGGUGUUACUGCUGAUGAAGCUAGACCAACUGGACCAGGAGAUCGACACGGCCCUCAGCGCCUCCUCCUCCUCCUCCUCCACCUCCUCCAUGGCCAUCACCCCCACGCUCAGAAGACACCACCGACGGUUGCAGGAAGUGGAUUUAGACUCAGUAAAGGCCGUUGGGACAGUGUCAAGCACUUCUCAGUCUGUGAAUGCUCCACAACAGCAUCAAGUAUCCACUACUCUGACCUCCGCUAGGCCGACUGCUGCUCCCGGGACCAAACCCAAGACUGGGAGCCUGUCUGCCAUGCCUAAGACAACCCAUCAAAACGAGAUCGAGGCCAAGGAGGCGUGCACCUGGCUCCGGGCUGCCGGUUUCCCACAGUACGCCCAGCUGUACGAAGAUGGCUUGUUCCCCAUUGAGAUUGUGUCUGUAACCAGGGACCAUGAUUUCCUGGACCGGGAUGCCAUCGAGGCUCUGUGCAGGAGACUGAACACCCUCAACAAGUGUGCCCUGAUGAGACUGGAGAUAUCCCCACAGAGAAAGAGAAGUGAGGAUUCAGAUGAGGAAGAGCCAUGCGCCAUCAGUGGCCUUUGGACCUUCCAGCGGGACAGCAAGCGCUGGUCUCGCCUGGAGGAGCUGGAUGUCUUCUUCCUCCCGGGUGGAAACCAGCUGCCCUUCCCCCAGGUCCAGAGACCCUCGGCCGGUCAGGGGCAGCUCCGCGAGGGCCUGAGCUCCGAGAGCGUGCUGACAGAUCUCAGCGAGCAGCCCGAGGUGGCCUCGCUUCACAGCAGCGGGAGUGUGGGAGAGGGAGGGAUAGUCGAUGGUGCCACAUCUAGCGAUGCCACCAAAGCGGCGGGCGCCACCCGCGCCAACUCGAUGGCCAGCAUGUGCUCCUCCUCGGGCACGGGCGGGUCGUGCGGCGCCAACGAGGACUCGCUGUCUGACGGGCAUCCGCACUCACCGUUGGAGACGACCCAAGGUCACUUCUCCUUCGACGGCAAGCCCAGUGGAAUUGUGGGAACAGGAGGGAUAGAAGGAGGAGGGAGCGAGACUAGAGGAGGGAAGAGCACGCGCUCACGGGCCAAGAGUUUCCUCAAGCGCAUGGAGAGCAUCAGACUGAGGAGCGCCACUUCCAAUAGCAAGAAGAAGAACGGAGGCGGGGGAAGGCCUUCCAAACUGGAGAUCAGCGGGCCGGUCAUCAAAGAAGGACUAGACGACGACAAGCUACGGCGCCUCAAUUGCGUUGACAUCUCCAGCCUCACCCUCAACCCGACCCAAACCAUGACCCUGAACCGUAACAGGAGCGUAUCCUACUCCACGCAGACCAGCAGUGGCAGCAUGGGGAGCGCCGGAAGCACGGGCAGUAGCCAAUCGGAAGCAAGCAGCGGGAGCGCCGUUAGCACCCCGAGCCCGGUGACACGAACCCGAAGCCACAGCACCGUGGCGGGGGCCAGUAAGAGAGGUGGGAUGUACCUGGAAGGUUUUGACCCGUUAAGCGUGUUCCUACAGCCGCCUGGAGAACAACAACCCCCAGGUUCAACCCAACCCAAAACCAGACAGAAACCACCUCAGCAACAGCCUAGUAACCGGACAGUGGCUGAGCAAAACCAAAGCAAGCGAGGUCACCUCAACGGAGAGAGGGAGGAGGAAGAGGAGGAAGAAGGCGUGAUUUUCUUCUACCUUCCCGAAGGCCACAAACCGGGCACAUUCCCCAAAGCGCUCGGCGACGGCAAACAACCACCGCAAAGUGGAAAUGACGAAAACAGGCCUCUUGCCGCCGCCGGCAGGCGCUAUCUCGGUAGUCGAUGCCAAACGCGUCGCGGCUCCACCGGCUCAGCAGACAGCCGCCUGAGUUUCUAUGACAACGUGCCCAACGUGGCCUAUCAAGGCGAGGAAGACGAUGAAGACAAUGAAGAAGGGGAGGGGCCAAAGUUGGAGGAUGUGCUGGAAUGUGUCAACGGCCUGCAGCGAUUCGUCAACGCCUGGACGGACAGGGUGGCAGCCGGAGAAGAGGAUGACGAAGAGGAAGAAGAAGAGGGAGAUUCGGAUUCGGCAUUGGAUUCAGCGUCUCCAUGUCCGUCCUCACCUUUGCAGAACCAGCUGGAGGAGACGGACAACGGGAGCGACCAGGACAGCACGGGCAACACUCUGGGAGAAGGAGAGAGGGAAGAAGGAGAGAGGGAAGAAGGAGAGGGGGAAGAAGGAGAGGGGGAAGAAGCCAUGAGGGAGAGGAGGGACUCCGGAGUGGGAGCAUCUCUCACCAGAUCUAACAGGCCUCAGAAGCUGCGCUGGCCCAGUUUCCAGGCCUCCCACCGGCCCAGUCACUCCUGGGCCCAGCGGCAGAUGGGCUGCCAGUCGGUACUGCAGAUGAACCUGCUCCAGAAGCUCUGCCUGCUCCAGCUUACAGCCCUCCUGGAGAAACACACCCCCACCAACAAACACGGCUUCAGCUGGGCCGUGCCGAAGUUUAUGAAGCGGAUCAAGGUGCGGGACUACAAAGACCGAAAUGUGUUUGGAGUGCCUCUGCUGCUUAACGUCCAGCGUACGGGUCAGCCCCUGCCCCAGAGCAUUCAACAGGCCAUGCGCUACCUACGCAGCCAAUGUCUAGACCAGGUGGGUCUCUUCAGGAAGUCGGGGGUUAAAUCACGUAUUCAGGCACUACGUCAGAUGAAUGAAACAUGCGGCGCCGACGGAGGCGGAGUCAGUUACGAGGGCCAAUCGGCUUACGACGUGGCCGACAUGCUGAAGCAGUAUUUCCGGGACCUGCCAGAACCGCUGCUCACCAGCAAACUGUCUGAGACCUUCCUGCAGAUCUACCAAUACAUGCCCAAGGAGCUGCGUCUUCAGGGUACGCGAGCGGCCGUGCUGCUGCUGCCGGACGAGAGCCGCGAGGCGCUGCAGACCCUCCUGUGCCUGCUGAGUGACGUCACCGCCGCCGUGGCAGAGAACCAGAUGACCUGCGCCAACCUGGCCGUCUGCCUGGCGCCUUCGCUCUUCCACCUUAACACGCUGAGACGCAAGGAGAGCUCCUCGCCACGGGGGAUGAACAGGAAGCAGCCGCUGGGGAAACCCGACCAGAGGGACCUCAACGAGAACCUGGCCGCCACCACCGGCCUGGCACACAUGAUCCAGGAGUGCAGGAAGCUCUUCAGGAUCCCAGAAGAGAUGAGUCGCUGCAGAAACUCGUACCAGGAGCAGGCCCUGAUCCCCCUGAAGCUGGAGGAGCUCGGGGGUUCCUCUGGGGGUGACGGCGGUGCUGGCGGCCCCAUGGAAUGCAGGACCUACCUCCAGGACAGCCUGGACGCCCUCCUCAAAGAGGCCAAGGACAAGUUCAAAGGUUACGACAGCUGCUCCACGCCUGAACUCGCCGAGCUGGCGUACAAGAAGGUCCACGACGGCUCGCCGCUGCGCCUGUGGAAGGCGUCCGUGGAGGUGCCUGCGGGUCCUGAGGAGGUGUUGACGCGGGUCCUCCGGGAGCAGGGCCGCUGGGACGAGGACCUGAUGGAGAGCCGUGUGGUGGAGACGCUAGGCGAUCGCACAGAGGUGUACCAGUACACCAGGAACACCAUGGCCCCCCACCCCACCAGAGACCACCUCGUGCUCAGGACGUGGGUGACAGACCUACCUAAGGGAGCGUGUGCGUUGGUGUGUACCUCAGUGGACCAUGACGGAGCAGCGUUACUGGGCGUGCGGGCCAAUGUGCUCACUUCACGCUACUUCAUCGAGCCAUGCAGCAGCAACAAGUCCCGCCUCACACACAUCUCCAGGGUCGACUGCAGGGGUCGGUUCCCAGAGUGGUACAAUAAACUGUAUGGACACCUGUGUGCCAGUGAGGUGGUGCGGAUACGCCAGUCCUUCACCAGCCAGAUGGAUAAGUGAGGGCCAGGCAGCUCCACUUGACUUGGAGACCAAAGUCACAAGAAGGGGCGACACCGUGGAACCCGAAAGACUCUCUAUCCACCCCCACCUCACCCCCUAAUUCGCUACAGCCCUGAUGCUGGUUGGGGUUGACUGGGGAGGACAACCCAUUGACUCAUUUGAUUCAGGCUGUUGACAGACAUACCAUUGUGUCCUGGACAGAGAGACUUUGAACAGACUUUUUCGUCAUCCGUAGACUGUCAUCUACGACCAGGUGGUGUUACUGCCUCCGAGGGGUCAUGCAAGGACUGGAACGGACGUGGACCCUCAAAGUUCUUUCAGAGUUGUGUUAUGGUUCUUGUGCCAGGUGGUGCGUUGCGGGCGGCACGACCAAAGUAAAUGUGUCUGAAAUGGAAGUAUGGUGUCACUCCUCCAACAAGCGUAAUACCUUUACAGAGAGGAUGUGGCAUCACCGUCACAGGAUGUGAUGUCACGGAUUAGUAAAAAGAGAAUCUAUAGGGGAGGGGGAGCUUCUGAGAAGAGUGGUUAGUUUGUGUGUGUGUGUGUGUGAUGAAUGGUUGAUUAAUUAGACAUAUUUCAUGCACUGGCUCCCAGCUGCAAUAUAGUGUGUAUAUACUAUAUCCUGCAUCUGUUCAUGUUGCUUUUUCCUGUUUCCUCUCUCUGUGUGUGUGUGUGUGUGUGUGUGUGUGUGUGUGUGUGUGUGUGUGUGUGUGUGUGUGUGUGUGUGUGUGUGUGUGUGUGUGUGUGUGUGUGUGUGUGUGUGUGUGUGUGUGUGUGUGUGUGUGUGUGUGUGUGUGUGUACUCGUGCACAAGUGUUUUUAUCCUGUUACAGCAAUGUCCACAACAUUGUUUUCAGGAAGAUACUGUAUUAUUCGACGGAUGGAGGAUGGAUGGAUGGAUAAUAUGGGCUAACAGUUGUGUGAAUGUAUUGAAAAUAUGCAAUAUCUGAGUUUGUAUUGAUAAGUGGGGUAUGGUGAGUUGAUAUUUGGUUAAGUGACAUUAGGGAAAGCUAGUAUAGAGUGGGUUUAAAGGAUGGAACAGACGCAAAAUGGUGGCUGGAACACCAAUUGGUUGAGAGGGUUAAAUUCGCCCCAAAAACUAAAAUGGAGACUUAGAUUCUGAUGGACCAAGCUUAAAGAAAGCAGACAGUCACAGAGCAUUUUGAUUGAUUCCACUGCUUAAAAGAGCACCGAGAAUACACAACAAUCAACAGGGCUAGGAUUCCAAAAUGGCCGCCAUUUGUAGGCUAAACAUCGAUGAAAGAAACAAUUCCGGUUAUUACUUUUGUAGUAAGAUGUACACAAGAGCAGUCAAGAUAGUCUUCUGCUUCACAACAACAAAAAACCCGGGGCGAAAGAAAAACAGAAAAGAAGAGAAGAAAUGAAUAGAAAACAAAGAAAAGAGAUGGUCCUUUUAUAAAGGUGUGGAAUUUUACAGGUUUUACUGUAAAUGGAGGAGGAGAAAGUGCAGAGAAUGUUUGUCUGGUUUAAAGAAGGAAAAAAUUAUCUAUAUGUGCAGGUUUCUUUUCUGUAUGUGCGUCUGUCUGUCUGUCUGUGUUACCUUAAAUGAAGUAUAAGACUAAUAGUAACCAAGUACACCUUCAUCCGGGCCGGAUUUGGGCCCCGUGUUAAAACCUAUACGUUCUCUGUUCAGUGUAGGACUCAUUUGCUAAGCGUUGUGUUGUAUUGUUAAACGUGUGUGUACAUUAUUUGUUUGCCGUCAAAAAUGAGUAACGCAUGACAAUGACAGUUAAUUUAAAGCCUCAUUAUAUUUAUACCUCAGAUAUGUUUUUUUGUACCAUGUUUAUUUUAUUGUAAAUGUUACGCUUAAUUAAGUUACAGAAAUGAGAAAUGUGUUUUAUAUUUUGUAUUAUUAAUAUUAUUUCUGUACAGAUUAAUCACAGUCACGUGCACUAUUAAAUGUAUUCAACAAAG